Molecule: messenger RNA, 1623 nt
Organism: Cucurbita pepo subsp. pepo (vegetable marrow)
Lineage: Eukaryota; Viridiplantae; Streptophyta; Magnoliopsida; Cucurbitales; Cucurbitaceae
Product: Metallo-hydrolase/oxidoreductase superfamily protein
Source: RefSeq, a predicted model, not a curated record
CUCACUCAAUGAAAUCAAUCUUAAAAAGCAGUUGAUCCAAAGCAUUCUAACAAUUUUGUUUGUUUUAUCGCGGGUGGUGGGUAAGCGGCCACGGCAAGCGGCGAAAUCAGGAACACAAAAUCAACGAAUCGUUGGAAGAUCGAACUGUUCAUAAUUUUGAUGAACAAUUCACUCUGGAAACCUGUUCAAAUAAAUAGAUAACCACUCGUGUUCUUCAUUUCGCGGGAAAAACAGGGAAAAGAUCUUGCAGUGGAUGAGAAGAAGCCAUGGCAGCUGUACAGUGCAUAAGCUUCUGCAAACCAUUUGGGACAAAAAUGGCUUUCUCCCCUUCUUCAUGUGCCCUUGCAAUCUCUCGUACGAUUCAUUCCACGUUCAAAACUUCCAGAUCAUUGCCGAAGGUCUCGAUUUCCAGAUCGAAUAGGGUAGUUCCGGCUGUGAUUGCCAAAGAGAGUGCCGAUGGGGCGACUGUCUCUACCACCGAUGCGUUUAAUCUUACUUAUCUGGAGGGCAAUAGUUGGUUGUGGGAAGUGGGCGAUCUGUCCAUUUUGGUAGAUCCUGUUUUGGUUGGUACUCUUGAUUUUGGUAUCUCGUGGCUGUAUGAGGCCUCCAAGAAGAUAUUGAAGAAUUUCCAGCUGAAUGAACUUCCUGAGGUUGACUGUUUACUUAUUACACAAAGCCUUGAUGAUCACUGCCACUUGAAGACUUUGAGGCCUCUCUCUGAGAAGUCUCCUAAUCUAAAAGUUAUAGCAACUCCAAAUGCAAAGGCAUUGUUGGAUCCACUUUUCAGCAAUGUGACUUACUUAGAAUGCGGUCAGAGCUCAGUUAUUGAAGCAAAAAAUGGAUCUCAAGUACUCAUUAGAGCCACUGCUGGACCAGUUCUAGGUCCUCCCUGGCAGCGUCCUGAAAACGGGUAUCUUGUUAUUUCUCCCCAAGGCCAGCUGACUCUUUAUUAUGAACCUCAUUGCUCUUACAACGAGGAAUUUUUGGGGAAACAAAGGGCUGAUAUUGUCAUCACACCUGUUAUAAAGCAGCUUCUGCCUAAUUUUACUCUCGUUUCUGGACAAGAAGAUGCAGUUCAACUUGCAAAGCUGCUGCAUGCAAAGUUCAUCGUGCCAAUGAAUAAUGGAGAUAUGGAUAGCAAAGGGCUUCUUGCAAGCUUAGUUAGUGCUGAAGGGACAAUUGAAUCUUUCAAGGAACUGUUGUCAAAGGAACUUCCAGAGGCAGUGGUCCUAGAGCCUACUCCUGGCGUACCACUUUGCAUUCCCCCACCUUCAGAUCAAGCGUAGUGCCUGCAUUAUUCUGGUUCUCAUAAAUGACCUCCCCCAGGUUUCAUAAUAAAAUGAAGCCUGUGUUCUUCAUUCAGUUAUAUUGAUCCCGAGAUUGAUCUCUGAAAGUCUGCAAGAUAAUUUUUGGUAUAGGAGAGUGUUUGAGCAAGGAAUAGAAAACCAUAAUGGCCCAUGGGCUCCCUUCUGCUGAUUAGCUUAUGUAUUACUUGCUUUUUUUUUUUUUCUUUUACCUGGGUGGGGUCUAUAUUUUAAAACUGUACUCUCUUAUGACUAUUCUAAGCGGGUCAUAGUUUGUACACACCCCAGCUAAUUUCACGAGACAAUUAUCUGAUCCUUA